AUGUCAAAUUCUGAAUUUGAACUUGUACUGAAAAAAGAAUUUAUCAAUUUUUUAACAAAAGUUGUAAAAAUAAUGGGAGAUGAAGUUUCACAUCUCGAGAAAGAAAUAAUAAUUCAAGUAUCAAAAAUCGAGGCAACUCAAAACAGAAUGAAACUCAUUACCCAGAACAUUGUAUUUAUUGAAACAAAAAGAACAAAAAUGGAGGAAGUUUUAGGUAACUUACAAGCCUCAUCAGAAAAAGAAAAAUCAAUCAUUGAAAGCUUGGAUAGGGAAAUGGAUCAAUUAAGAGGAGAAGCAAUGAGAAUUGAAUCAGAAAUUAGAGCUCAAAGAGCGGCUGUUGAUUCAUUUGGUCCUUUUAAGUUUUUAGCUGAAGCUGCUAUGGCUCUUAUUAAUGAACUAACUGGGGACUUAAAAAAUGCCUACAAUAGACUCGAGCAAUACAGAGAUAGAUACAACCAACUUGGUCGUUACUUUCAAGAGUCGAUGGAGAAAGAAAGAGAAUAUAGUGAAGCCAUAAGAAAUAUAUAUGAAGAAAAGAAAAAACUAGAUUAUGAACAAAAUGAUUGUGAGAUGUACAUUAAAGAACUAGGAAGAGAUAAAACCAAACAAGAGGAUUUUAAGCUUGAUCUUCAACAAUUCAAAACAAAAUCACAAUCAUUACUCGAUACCCUCAACCUCAACCUCGAGUUUUCUGAUGACAUGCUCAACACCAAACAAGAGUUAAUAAAGCAAAUCGUGGAUGCAUACUCAUCCCAUAAAAGAGUACCACCACAAGAGUUAUUUGAAAUCUCCUCAAGCACCACCGUAAAUUCAGUUUAUAGAAUUAGUUCACUUUAA
Molecule: messenger RNA, 837 nt
Organism: Dictyostelium purpureum
Lineage: Eukaryota; Evosea; Eumycetozoa; Dictyosteliales; Dictyosteliaceae
Exons: 3
Coding region: 1-837 (278 amino acids)
Source: RefSeq, a predicted model, not a curated record